This is a messenger RNA of Macrobrachium nipponense, 885 nucleotides long. RefSeq names its product axoneme-associated protein mst101(2)-like. The record is from RefSeq and is a predicted model, not a curated record. Bases 1 to 885 code for a protein of 294 amino acids. The transcript has a single exon. Lineage: Eukaryota; Metazoa; Arthropoda; Malacostraca; Decapoda; Palaemonidae.
AUGGCCCGACGAACAAAGAGACAGGAAAAAAGACUGCAAAGAGAAAAUGCAGACGAACAAAGACAGGAAAAAAAGACUGCAAAGAGAAAAUGCCAGAUAACCAAAGAGGACAUGAAAAAAGACUGCAAAAGAAAAUGCCAGACGAGCAAAGAGAUAGAAAAAAGACUGAAAGAUGAAAAAUUCAGACAACAAAGAGACAGGAAAAAAGACUGCAAAGAGAAAAUGCCAGACGAACAAAGAGACAGGAAAAAAGACUGCAAAGAGAAAAUGCCAGACGAACAAAGAGACAUAAGAAAAAAGACUGAAAGAGAAAAUGCCAGACGAACAAAGAGACAUAGGAAAAAAGACUGCAAAGAGAAAAUGCCAGACGAACAAAGAGACAGGAAAAAAGACUGCAAAGAGAAAAUGCCAGACGAACAAAGAGACAUAAGAAAAAAGACUGAAAGAGAAAAUGCCAGACGAACAAAGAGACAGGAAAAAAGACUGCAAAGAGAAAAUGCCAGACGAACAAAGAGACAUAAGAAAAAAGACUGCAAAGAGAAAAUGCCAGACGAACAAAGAGACAUAAGAAAAAAGACUGAAAGAGAAAAUGCCAGACGAACAAAGAGACAGGAAAAAAGACUGCAAAGAGAAAAUGCCAGACGAACAAAGAGACAGGAAAAAAAGACUGCAAAGAGAAAAUGCCAGACGAACAAAGAGACAGGAAAAAAGACUGCAAAGAGAAAAUGCCAGACGAACAAAGAGACAGGAAAAAGACUGCAAAGAGAAAAUGCCAGACGAACAAGAGGACAGGAAAAAAGGCUGCAAAGAGAAAAUGCCAGACGAACAAAGAGACAAAAAAAAAAGACUGCAAAGAGAAAAUGCCAGACGAACAAAGAGACAUAA